Messenger RNA from Strongylus vulgaris, 414 nucleotides. NCBI's taxonomy places the organism in Eukaryota, Metazoa, Nematoda, Chromadorea, Rhabditida, Strongylidae. The record is from the annotation of a GenBank genome assembly.
AUGAUCCUGAUUGAUAUUUGUCCGUUUGAAACUUCGUAUGUUUUCAAGACGCAGAUUGGAUUUGUCGGUGCUACCGGGGAACAACUUGCUCCAGGCGCUGUGCCUCAACAACCUGUCCUGGCAGCAGGUCUGGCCCCAUCUGCCCAUGGUCUCUCUUCGCUUCAGGGACAUCAUCUGAAUAAUAUGGUUGCCGCCAUACAGAAGAUGCAAAAUCCAUUGUUCCAGCAAGCUCAGAAUGUCACUUUCAUGCAGAACUCGCCAGGUACCACACAAGGAACGCCUCAACUUGGGCCACUGGAUGUUGCAGGUAUGUUCACAGACCGCUUUGGCGCAGUGGCAGUGGUGCCUGCGUCAAGGGACAGUGUAUCGGUUCGAAUCCUGCAGUUAACAUACCUCUCCAGUAGUGUUGCGUGA